GUGUAGUGCAAUUGGAAAAUCCUGAGAGGCCUAUUCUUUCCAUUUAUCAAGCUAAGUCAAAACUACAGCUUGAGAACAUCCUCACGUAAUUCUCAAAUAUCCAUGGUGAGGUGCUUGUUAUGUCGGCCUGUAGUCAACACUCCCAAAGCUCGCGCUCUUCUCGCUGCCCUCCCUCCGCUCGAGAGGAACAUUAUUAACCGUCAUCGCACAUGGCGAAACGACUCUGCUCCGAGCUAUUCGUCAGCAGAUUGUCAUUCUACACCACGGAGGAAGGACUCAGAAGAUUGUUCUCUCCAUUCGGUUCGAUUAAGGAAGUCAGGUUGAUUAAAGACCCAAGUACUCGAAGGCCCAAAGGUUUCGGCUUUGUUGCUUACGAGUCGGAGGUCGAAGCGGAUAGGGCAUUGAAGGCCUUGAACGGAAGGAUUGUUGAUGGAAGGCUGAUCUUCGUGGAAUUUGCACAAGCUAGAGGACCUGAAAAAGCUUCCGACUCUCGAGAAGAUGCAUCAGGCUAAUAUUGGCAGAAGAGUAUUCCUUCCAAGGCACCAAAAGGAAAGUGGAAUCGCGGGUCCUUUUCGCAUAAAUCUCCAGCAAAAUUUCCUGACGUGCUAAUAAGAGGAAAAAGAUUAGGAUCUGAUGCUGAUGGUUAUAUAUAAAAAGGUUAGGAUCUGAUGCUGAUGGUUAUAUCCACCUUCAUUAUGGGAUUUAUUCAGUGCUGCCAGGUUCUCAGGGUUUUCGAGACAAAACUUGAUUGCAAUGUGCAUUAUUUCUCUGAGAAUAAUUUUCCUUUCCUCCUUUCAAUAGAAUGAAACUUCCCAUUACUCAAGAAA
Messenger RNA from Rhodamnia argentea, 827 nucleotides. RefSeq names its product organelle RRM domain-containing protein 6, chloroplastic-like. Gene Ontology annotation, molecular function: RNA binding. Gene Ontology annotation, cellular component: spliceosomal complex. Bases 210 to 512 code for a protein of 100 amino acids. Lineage: Eukaryota; Viridiplantae; Streptophyta; Magnoliopsida; Myrtales; Myrtaceae. The transcript has 4 exons. Gene Ontology annotation, biological process: positive regulation of mRNA splicing, via spliceosome. The record is from RefSeq and is a predicted model, not a curated record.